Molecule: messenger RNA, 703 nt
Organism: Ectocarpus sp. CCAP 1310/34
Lineage: Eukaryota; Phaeophyceae; Ectocarpales; Ectocarpaceae
Source: the annotation of a GenBank genome assembly
AUGUGGGGAGGCGGCGAGAAAGCGGACAAUUUUGACGCAAAAACCCCCGCGGGGUCGUGCAAGGACGGCUUCACGACAGUCUGCGAGGUCCAACCCGACCGUCUCUGCCCCCUGGACGACAAGCCCGAGCUAAAGCGACACCUGAAGACGGUUCGCGCCUUCAUCUGCUGCUCCGGCUUCGUCAGUCAUCCUCUCAUCAUAUUGCUGGUUCACCAGUAGUGCAAUUUCGUCCGUAACGGAGGUUCGCUUCGUGUCGUACGCUUUGAUACUUCGUUCAAGUUGCCAAAAGUUGCUUUUCGUUUGCCGCCGUAAGGUUUGUUUGCAAAGGCUGCGGGAGUCUGCUUGGCAUACCUUUUGCCUUCGGGUGUCACCCUACAUGACUUUGUCAUUUUCUUGCGCGAGUCGUACAACUCCUUGUCCUGAUCUAACCCUUCACAACGCGGGUUUUUAUUCCUUCACUUUCGUGUCCCACCGACCACCGAUUUGUGCUACAAUAUGUAUGUUACCUUCAAUACUUUUCCUACUAAACAGCAAGUCGCGGACAGGAGUUGUUGUGCUGCGAGUUGUGCAAUUUCCUUUGUCUGCCAGCGUCCGGUACAUCCGCUUCGUGUCAUUCUCUUUCUUUCGUACUUCGUUCAAGUUGCCAACAGUUGCUUUUCGUUUGCCGCCGUGAGAUUUGUUUGCAAAGGUUGCGGGAGUCUGC